AUUCAUGAAAAGAGCCGUGCGCAAGACGAAAGAAGAAUCGACGCACUCAUGAGAUCCACUCAGAGGAAAAUAGCGGAUGCCCUGCAGCCCUGCCGGAGAGUUUUGCCUUGGCUGGCGUUAAAUGAGAUGUUUACGGCUGAAUUUUUGACGUCGAGACCAAUCACUUUGAUAAUCGAGACUGACGACGGGCAAAAGAUCACUGCGCGGUCUUCCGGUCUACCUGCGUCUGUAUGGGCUCGGACUCUUGCUUCUGAAUUACAUGAAUCGACGAAAUCGUACAAACGCUCGCCGCCAUGGCAACUCGACGAGAAGGAAACCAGUGAAUUGUUGUACAAGUAUCACAGUAAUCUUCUAUUCCCAUCAAAUAGCGAAUUGCAUUCACUAAAGAAUGACGUAUAUGAAAUAUGCAAUGUAUCGCAAUUCGUGCUGCCGAUUUCGCAGAAACAAAUAUGCCGUAAAACCAAGAUAAAAUCACGAAGCUUUGAUAUUGUUCUCGUUUUGGAAGAAUCCAUAUCUUUGCCCUUCAACGAUGACACUGCGACCUUUGAGAUCCGACGUGAAUAUUCGUUGAAAAAUAUUACUUUGUGA
Molecule: messenger RNA, 588 nt
Organism: Linepithema humile (Argentine ant)
Lineage: Eukaryota; Metazoa; Arthropoda; Insecta; Hymenoptera; Formicidae
Source: RefSeq, a predicted model, not a curated record